AUGAAUCUUCCGGUGCUGCCCUCCAUCUUGCUGGUCAUUUCCAGCAUCCAUGCUUUCCAGUAUACGGAGCUGGCGCAGUAUGUUGACAGCCAUCAAGAGGACUAUGUAGAGGCUCUACGGGACUGGAUUGCAAUCGAAAGCGACUCCAGCAAUGUCUUGAAGAGACCGGACUUACACCGCAUGAUGGAGAUGGUGGCUCAGAAACUGAGGCUGAUGGGAGGAAACGUAGAGCUGGUGGACAUCGGAGAACAAGAACUUCCUGACGGGCAGAUGUUAGCGUUGCCUAAAGUGGUGACAGCUCAGUUUGGCAGUGACCCCAACAAACACACACUGUGUGUCUAUGGUCAUGUGGACGUCCAGCCAGCAAAGCUAGAGGACGGCUGGGCAACAGAUCCCUACAACCUGACUGAAAUCAAUGGGAACCUGUAUGGAAGAGGAGCGUCAGACAACAAAGCUCCAGUUUUAGCCUGGAUCCAUGCUGUGGAGGCUUACCAGAGCCUCAACAUGGAGCUGCCAGUGAAUGUAAAGUUUGUCCUGGAGGGCAUGGAGGAGACAGGCUCCAACGGCCUGGACGCCAUGAUCCUGGCUCAGAGAGACACCUUCUUUUCUGAUGUGGAUUACAUCGUCAUCUCAGACUGCAGCUGGCUCAGCAGACAGCCUGCCCUCACCUAUGGCACCAGGGGCAACUGCUACUUCUUUGCUGAGGUUGAAGGACCUAAGCAGGACUUACAUUCUGGUGUCUAUGGAGGUGCUGUGGUAGAACCAAUGACUGACAUCAUUGGCAUUCUUGACACACUGAUCAGCCCCAGCGGUAAGAUCCUGAUUCCUGGGAUCAGGGAAGCAGUGGCUCCCCUCUCUGAUGAGGAAUGGAAAAUGUAUCAGGACAUCCAGUUUGACCUAGACCACUUCAAGAAUGAGAUUGGUGUGAGCCAGCUCAUGUACAGCAACAAGGUGGACCUGUUGGCUCACAUGUGGCGCUACCCCACUGUCACCAUACAUGGCAUCGAGGGGGCCUUCUCCGACCCCGGCACUAAGACUGUGAUCCCUGCUAAGGUUAUUGCUAAGUUCUCCAUUAGACAAGUCCCCAACAUGGACCCUGCUAUGGUCAAAAAACAGGUGACAGACUAUCUUCACUCAGUGUUUGCCAAGAGGAAGAGUCCAAACAAGCUGAAGGUCACCAUGGUGAUUGGGGCCAAGCCUUGGCUAGCUGACAUUCAGCAACCUCUUUAUGAAGCUGGCAAGGCUGCUGUCAAGAGAGUUUUCGAUAAGGAUCCCGAUAUGAUCCGUGAGGGUGGGACCAUCCCUAUCGCCAGAACCUUCCAGGAUGUGACUGGGAAAAGCAUCAUCAUGAUGCCCAUCGGUGGCUAUGACGACGGGCUGCACUCCCAGAAUGAGAAAAUCAGCAGGUACAAUUACAUUGAGGGAACCAAGUUAUUCAUCGCCUACCUGAAUGAAGUGGCUCAGAUUAAGAAGAGCAGUGUGUGAUUUUUCGUGGCAUUAUUACAUGACCUUCUCAAUCAUUCCAGCUGCAAUGAGCUCUUGCUGACACAAGCCAAGUUUUGUAUUUUCUGUGUCUUUAUCUCUGUCACAUCCAUUGUCCUCUUCUCUUUAUUUAUCAGCAUCUCACCUCCUUUCCUCUCUGUCUCUCUGGCCCUGCGGUGUCUGUUUUAUUCAAGUAUUUUAAAACAAAACCUAUAUUGUAACACAUGAAUGUACUUAAAAAGAGAAGCAAUGAAAAUGGAAUUUCUAUCUAUCUAUCUAUCUAUCUAUCUAUCUAUCUAUCUAUCUAUCUAUCUAUCUAUCUAUCAUUUUUGACAUGGUGAGAGAUAUAUUACUACUACUUCUGAUUGG
Thunnus maccoyii (southern bluefin tuna) is the source of this 1851-nucleotide messenger RNA. RefSeq names its product carnosine dipeptidase 1 (gene cndp1). NCBI's taxonomy places the organism in Eukaryota, Metazoa, Chordata, Actinopteri, Scombriformes, Scombridae. The record is from RefSeq and is a predicted model, not a curated record. Gene Ontology annotation, biological process: proteolysis. The transcript is spliced from 11 exons. The coding region runs from base 1 to 1485 and encodes 494 amino acids. Gene Ontology annotation, molecular function: metallodipeptidase activity. Gene Ontology annotation, cellular component: cytosol.